Centruroides sculpturatus (bark scorpion) is the source of this 970-nucleotide messenger RNA. RefSeq lists its product as uncharacterized. The transcript has 4 exons. Bases 6 to 419 code for a protein of 137 amino acids. NCBI's taxonomy places the organism in Eukaryota, Metazoa, Arthropoda, Arachnida, Scorpiones, Buthidae. The record is from RefSeq and is a predicted model, not a curated record.
CUACCAUGAAGAAUUUGAUCUCCGUUUCCUUGUAUCAGUCAAUUAGUAAACUACAGUCUCAUUGUGUUGGAGAGAAAACUGCUGCGUUUUGUGGAAUUAAGUUUCAUAUAAUCUGCAUAAUAAUUUUUGAGCACAUUACUGUAAUGGUCUCUUAUGGAACAGUAGAAAAAUUACAGAAUAUUCCAGAGUUGUUCAGCUACGUUUUUGUGGAAAUAGCCUUUUCUGAUAAAAUAAUGAUCGAAAUUUUUUUCUUUAUCAGUGCUUUCCUUCUGUCGUAUAAUAACCAGAAAAAUGUAAAGUGUGCUAUGGACAUUUGCGUGUUAAUAAAGAAGAAAACCAUCAGGUCUUUAAACUUCGCCUUAACAAUUCAGAAAUUGAAUCUUCAGACUCACGACAAUCACAGGGAUAUUAUAAAUUAAGUUGUUUGACUCUGAGUAGUUUAGUCAACUGUAUUGUAGUUCUAUCAGUUCUCCAAGCUCAUCAAAUGGCUAAAAUAGGAAAGUACAUACAUUACAAGUAGAAACUUUUACAAUAAAAAAAUAUAAUAAAACCUACUAAAAUUACCAGAUAACUAUUUCAUAUUUCAUAUAUAACAUACAUUACUGUGAACCGCCGGGGAGGGUGUAGGCCUCCCGAUCCGGUAACAGGUUGUUAAACCCUUUCACUGUCAGGAUGGGUGGUUUAAGGGUUCUUUUUCCCGGGUCGAGUGGUGGAGGGAGGAGUGCGUCGGUAAGAUGACCGGCGAUAUACGAGUAAAGAUGACACCACUUUAAAAGGAUAACAACGAUUUAUUAGCUACAUAGAGAUUACAAUAACCAAUUUCAAAAGGGAAAAUCUGAAUCCCUGAACCGCGAAGGACCGAGAGAGAGUUCACAAAAAUAAGGUCCAUACCUCUUUAUGUCUUUGAAUAUUCUUAAGGAAAAAGGUUGUGAUAUCCAACGAUGUGGUAGAAUUAGGACAAUAAUUCUUC